AACACUCAGUUCAGUGAUAACACGUUGAUACAGUGUCGAAUUGUGUCAUCGUGAUAUUGACUAGCGACACGAAUAUUACAUAAAAUAAAAAUAAAAUGUCGGAACACGAAAGGAUUAUUUCGUUUCAAUAAUAUUCCGACAAGUCAAAAGCAAAUUGAUUCAUUCGCUAGGCCAUCCAUCGGUCACCACGCAGAAAUCAAUAGAACGCGACUACUGCAGAAAUGGUGGCUCCCCCGAAAGGCAAGACUGGCACUAAAGGUCAGAAGCAAAUCCUAGAAGAGAACGAUGCUACCUUGAAGUUUUACAGAAACAUGAUUGGAGCAGUUAGUGCCAUAUACAUUGUGUUCAACUUGGCUUUUGGAAAUAUUUUUUCACUCACAAACAUAUUUCUUUAUGCUCUUGUUGUAAUAUCUCAUGGUGGAAGUUAUAAAUUUAUGGCAUACAUGUCAACAGCUAAGUACAGUGAAAGUGGUAAAUUACUUGACGCUGGUACAGAUCUCAAUAUGGAAGGAGGCUUAGCUGAGUAUACAAAGGAUUUGAUUAUUUUAACAUCAGGCUGUCAAUUAUUAUCAAUUAUUUCCAAUUACUUUUGGCUUCUAUGGCUCCUAGCACCAGGUCAAGCAUUUUGGGUUGCAUGGAAAAACUUUUUAGGACCAUAUUUUAUGCAACGAUCACCUGAAGAGGCAUCACCAGAAAUCAAUGAAAAAAAACAAAAGAAGCUAGAAAGGAGGAAAAAACGACAACAAAACGUGCGUUAUUAAGGGUUAUCAAAGAAGUAUUACUUUUUUUUUUUAAAAAAAAUUUAGAUUAUUUUUUUAUUGUUCUGUUAUUGAGUUUUGUUUUGUAUUUAUAACAUUUUUAUAUAGAUGAAUAUUGUCAGUAAUUUAAUUAAUAUUUGUGUUCAAAUGUUUUAAAAGCUAGUAUCAAAAAAGAUCUAUAGGGAUUUAUGCUUUUGAAGAACACGCUUAAAACAAUUAUUUUUUCUAAGUCGUCACUCCUAAUGUAAAAUCUUAAACUUCCGAAACUAUAAGUUAAGAAACAUUGUGUAACAUGGCCUAGUUUCUUAUCUUUCAUGCUCAAAAAUAUAUUACUAUAAGUGAAA
Messenger RNA from Sipha flava (yellow sugarcane aphid), 1102 nucleotides. RefSeq names its product transmembrane protein 208. Gene Ontology annotation, cellular component: intracellular membrane-bounded organelle. The record is from RefSeq and is a predicted model, not a curated record. NCBI's taxonomy places the organism in Eukaryota, Metazoa, Arthropoda, Insecta, Hemiptera, Aphididae. Bases 222 to 761 code for a protein of 179 amino acids. Gene Ontology annotation, biological process: vacuolar protein processing. The transcript is spliced from 5 exons.